Tigriopus californicus is the source of this 1504-nucleotide messenger RNA. Its product is annotated as WD repeat domain phosphoinositide-interacting protein 3-like. Lineage: Eukaryota; Metazoa; Arthropoda; Copepoda; Harpacticoida; Harpacticidae. Gene Ontology annotation, cellular component: cytosol; extrinsic component of membrane; phagophore assembly site membrane. The record is from RefSeq and is a predicted model, not a curated record. Bases 192 to 1355 code for a protein of 387 amino acids. Gene Ontology annotation, molecular function: phosphatidylinositol-3-phosphate binding; phosphatidylinositol-3,5-bisphosphate binding; protein binding. The transcript is spliced from 4 exons. Gene Ontology annotation, biological process: autophagy of mitochondrion; nucleophagy; protein lipidation.
GUUUGUGUGUGUAUGUGUAUUAUUUGGCAUUGAACGAGGCCUAAUUGAUAGCCUGGCCACCCCUUCAGGUUCUUGUCCACAUCCCGUUGCUUACUUGGACCCGCCACCCGGGCCUCAAGGCCAUUGGUUAACACCUCUUUAGCCGCCCCACGGCUCCCCCCCCGGGGUCAAGAUAUCUUCGGGCUGAGGCUAUGAAUGUGCUGGAUUUACCGGCGGGUCGCAGUGGUGGAGGCGGAGGGGGCAGCGUGAGCGGGUCGGGCACGGGUGGGGCCCAUCCCCGCUUGUGCUAUGCGGGUUUCAAUCAGGAUAGUGGCUGCUUCGUGGCGGGCACGCGCGACGGAUUCCGCAUCUACAACGCCGACCCGCUCCGUCAGAAGUCCGUCCAUCCACUCCCCGCCAUGAUGAGCCUCAUACCGCCGUCGAACACCGCGUCGCCUGCCGCCGCCUGGCCUACCGCUGCCACGGCGGAAGCGGGGGCGGUGGGCGUGAUCUUGGCCGAGAUGCUGUUUCGGUGCAAUUACGUGGCUUUGGUGUUGGCCGAUCGUCCACGGAGUGUCAAGAUCUGGGAUGAUUUGAAGAUGCGCUUCGUGGCCGAUCUGGAGUUCAAUUCGCCCGUGAAGGCCGUCAAAUUGCGGCGGGACCGCAUCGUUGUGGUCACACCCGAGAUUAUCAAGGUGUUCACCUUCACCUCCGCCCCUCAAUCGCUUCAUGUCUUUGAGACCCCGCCCAAUCCUCGCGGUCUAUGCUCCUUGUCGCCUUCGUCAGAAAACUCACUUUUGGCCUUCCCCGCCCUAGAAAAUGGGCAAGUCCGUCUUUUUGACUUGGCCGAACCCGAAAAACCCAUGGCCAUCGUCGUGGCCCAUUCUACCAGGCUCUGUUAUUUGAUGCUGAAUGUCCAAGGAACCAAGCUGGCCACGGCCUCCGAGAAGGGCACGCUCAUCCGAGUGUUCAAUGCUUCCAACGGCGAGUUUAUCACCGAACUCAGACGGGGUACUCAACCGGCCACGAUCUACUCGAUCAAUUUCAGCUCGGACUCGAGUCUUCUUUGUGCGUCCAGUUCUCACGGCACAAUUCACGUGUUCUCGUUGGCGGAUCCUAAGCGGAAUAAGCAGUCUUCUUUGGCCUCAUCCGGAUUUGUCAAUCUGUCGAUUCUACCGAAAUACUUCGCGUCCGAGUGGAGCUUUUCCCGCAUCGAGAUCCCCGGUGCCACGCCGUGCAUUUGCGCCUUCGGGGCCACGCCCAAUUCGAUAUUAGCCGUGUGUGCGGAUGGCAGCUAUCACAAGUUUCUGUUUGAAAAGAAUAACUUCACCCGUGACGUGUACCAACAAUUUCUCGAGCUCACCGAGGUCUCUUGAAUGAACAUACACCUAGAUGCGAUGGGAGCUCGGAUUUGAUGUUCCUUUUUGUUGCGAAUUGUUUAUUUAGUUAUUCACUGUUAAAUUGCCGCUCGAUCUGAUACUGUGAUAGCCGUGUCUCAAUUUUGCAAUAAAUCAUGUGAGCCGUU